This is a messenger RNA of Condylostylus longicornis, 4539 nucleotides long. RefSeq names its product histone-lysine N-methyltransferase, H3 lysine-79 specific. The transcript is spliced from 11 exons. Lineage: Eukaryota; Metazoa; Arthropoda; Insecta; Diptera; Dolichopodidae. Bases 1 to 4539 code for a protein of 1512 amino acids. The record is from RefSeq and is a predicted model, not a curated record.
AUGGAUAAAACAACAACAGGAAUAAUAGCGACUACAAUACCAGGAACAACGACAACAGCAGCAACAAUUAAUGUAACAAAUACCAAAGAAAAAUGUAAACGUUCAUCUAAACAGCAAUCUACCAAUAUAAUCGAAAAUAAUGAAAAUCGUAUACAUUCAGAUUAUAUAAGUUUAUUUAGUACUCCAUUUGAAAAGUAUUCUUUGAUUUCUGAUGAUCGUAUCACAUAUAUUAUAACAGAAAAAUUAAAUGCAACACCAAUAUAUAUUGAAGCAACAGAUGGUUUAAAUAAAGGUUAUUUUUUAGAAAAUAAUACAUUUUAUGGUGUAUUAAAUGAUCUUAUUAAACAUAAUACUGAUAUAACAUUUAAUGGUAGAUCAUAUGAUGGUUUAUCAUUAAUAUUAAAAAAUAAUUUUGAAAUUUUAUAUCCAUAUCAAAGAGUUAAAGAAUGUAUUGUUAUACCAAAAUCAAAUUUAUUACCACGUUAUAUGAAUUUAUUACAAACAUUAGAUAAAAAUACAUGUGGUUUAAAAUUAUAUUGGCAAUCAUUUACUGAAAUUGAAACAUUAAAAUUAAAAGGUACUAGUACAAAUAUAUUAUCAUAUGAUGAAGAUUAUUAUUCAUAUGAUCAAGAUGAUAAUGAUGGUAAUGAUUAUAAGGUAUUAGUAAUGAAAAUGACGUACUCCGUGAGUGAUAAUAAUAUUAUAUCACAUCAGUCAACAGCGAUUCCAUCAGCAAUAGGAAAAAUUGAUACUGGUUUACAACAAUUUAAUUUAACAAACCGUCGAAAGAAACGCUAUCAUCGUCAUCAUCAAAAUACAAAAAAUCAAUAUUACUUUCAUGAAAGUAAUAAUGAUUCAUAUGAUGAUGAUAUUGAUGAUAAUGAUUUAGUAUAUAAAAUUGAUAAUACUAUUAAUAAUCCUGAAAUCAAUACCAAUUCUAAUAAUAAUAAUGAAAAUGAACAUGAUGCUGAUGAUGACGAUGAUGAUGAUAAUGAUAAUGAAGAAGAUGAUGAUGAUGACGAUGAUAAUGAUGAAGAUUUAAAUUCAAAUGAUUCAAUUGAAACAGUUUCUGAUGAAAUACCGAUAUGGGCAUUUGGUGAACAACGUUGGAUAUCCGGUGUUAAUGAAGAUACAACAUGUUCUGAUUUAAUAAAUGUUUUAUUAGCUGAUGAAGGUAUUAUAACACCAUUAUCAUAUCAAAAUUAUCAUCGUCAUUCUCAUCAUCAUCAUCAUCAUAAUAACCAUUCGAAAGAAUAUUAUCAUCAUUAUAAUCAACAACAACAGCAACAACAAAAGCAAAUAGGAUUACCUGAAAGAUUUUUAACAUCAAAAUUACAUGAUUCUGAUUUAACGGGAAUAACAACGAUAGAAACAACAAAUACAACAGCAACAACGGGAGGAAUAACAUCACAGACAGCAUCAUUAUUACCAUCAACAACAAUAGAUAAUAAUAAAAUUUUUGUUAUUACUGAAAGAUGGAGGCGUGUUGAACAAAUCCUUAGUAAUGAUACAAAAGUUUUACAAAUUUGGUCAGCUUGGGGUCAGGCUAAAUCAGAGGUCAAAUUAACAUUACGUCAAAUUGAUUCAUCGUUAACACUUGAUACAUCAUGUUAUAGUAAUAAUAAUGAUAAAGAUAGUGGUAUGGGUAGUCCAAUUGGUAGUUCAAAUAGUGCAAUAAUGAGACGACGUAAACAUCGGGCAUCAAAAUCUACAGCAGCUUGGGUAACACAAGCAAAUACAAUGCAUCCAAAAUCACAAAAAACUCAAAUUGAAAAAUUAAUGAAAUUGAUUUUAGAGCAAGGUGAAACAAUACAACAACAAUUGGCUAAAUUAAGAGAUCGAGAGCUUCAGAUUGCGAAAAUUGAAGAGGAGCGGCAUAAAAAUCGAGAAAAGGAACAUGGAAAAAAUUAUCUUCUAGAAACAUAUUUGAAUGGAUUACAUGAAGUCGAAGAAAAGGAAGUUGUUACAGGUAAUAGUGAUAGCGGUGUACAAACAGAAGGUGCUUUAUCAUCACCAGAAAUAUGUUCUAGUUCAAAUCCAAAUGAAGAUGAAGAUUAUAUAAUUGAAACAUCGACAACAGCACAAUCACAUUCAACAACAAUAUUAGCUUCAUUACCAACACCAAAAAUAUUAAGACAAAAUCCAAAGCAUCAUAAUGAUAUUAACAAUAUUAAUAGUAAUUUUAAUCAUAAUAUUUCUUCUUUAACAUCAUUAACAACACCUCAACUUAAUGUUGGUGCAAAAAUCUGUACUUCAUUAUUACCAAUCAACAGUAUAAAAUCGUCAACAUUAAAUACAUUUCCAUUUAAAGAGAAACCAUCACAUCGUGAAAAAAAACUAUUAAAAGAACAUAAACAAACCAAAGAAUAUAGUUCAUAUCUUCAACAAUAUAGUGAUGCUAAUUUAAAAGGAUUAGAAUUAGAUGAAAGAAUAACAACAAUAUCAAAAGAUAUAAAAACAGCAACAUGGUUAUCAUCAUUAGAUGCUGAUGCUUCAUCAACAACACCAGCAACAACAAUACUUCCAAUUUUAGAUAAUUUUAAUAUAAAAAAACAAAACCAAACUGAACAAACCAAAAAUCAACUUUCAUCCAACUUAACAGAAUUAAAUAAAGAUGUUGUUGAUGAUGAUUAUGUUGAUAGUAAUAAUCAUGAUCAUCAUCAGAAUAAGGAUGUUAAAAGUUCAAGUAAAAAUUCCCGAAUUAAUAGAAAAUAUAAUAAUGAAGAAGAAAACAUUGUAUUAUUAGAUGAAGAUUUUCAUAUUGGUUAUAAUAAAAAUUCAAAAGAUUAUAAUAGUAAAAUUAAAGAUUUACAUGAUAAUGACACAAUCACUAAUAAUGAGAAUAUAUCGGAGAAGAUUCAAUGGAUGGAAAAAUUGGUUAUGAUUAAUAAACAUCUUCAAAGAGAGGAAGAACUUUUAGUACGUUUAGGUGCUAAAAUUCGCAAAUAUGAAUCAGAAAAUCCAUUAUUAGAUGAAAAUCAAAUAAGAGAAGCAUUAUCAAAAGUUAAUAAUCAUUUAGAAACUGGUAAUAUGGAAAUUGAAAAACUUGAAUUAGAUUUGUUAUCAACAAAAGAACAAUUAGAAAAAAGAUUUAGUUUAUUACAAAAUUUAAAUAAAGAAUUAAUUGAAAAGGAAAAGGAAGAAGAAGAACGAAAGGAAGAAGAAGAAGAACAACUACAACAAGACAACGAACAAAUACAAUACAAUGAAGAAGAAUUAAAAUUGCAACAGCUUAACCAAAGUACCAAUGAAUUUGGAAAUGAAAAUCAGGCACAAACCCCAUCUCAAAAUGAAAUAAAUCCAAGUAAACGAAUCAAUCCAGAUGAACUUAAUGGGUAUUGUGCUGAAGAAAGAAAAUGCGUAAAGAAAAAAUCAGAAACUAGAAAAGUUGGUUUUAGUAAUUCAAUAAAAGUUGUUGAUAUUCCAUUGGAUGAUAUAGAAUCUGAAUCAGAAAAUGAUAAAUCUAAUAAUUUAAAUGAAAAUCAAUUAGUAAAAGAAAAUAUUUCAGAAGAACAACAACCUCAGCAAAAUCAACACCAACAGCAACAAUCAGUUAAUUUAGAUUUAAUACCACCAAAUAUAAAUUUAACAUCACAUCAAAUGUAUAUAGCACCGCCACCACCAGGUUUUGAUUCACCAAAUUAUAAUAGUAAUGAUUUAUUAAUAACAGCACCUACACAAAUUCAAUUGAAUCAACCAUAUCAAAUUCAAUUGAAUCAAUCAGGCGGAUUCCCACCGGGAACAAAUGCAACAACAACAAGAAAUAUUGCAUCAUCUAUUGAUCAACAAUUAGGUUUAUCAUUAAAUCAUGCAAAAAAUUUAAAUUUUUCCAAAACAUUAACAACAAUAAGUUCUAAAAAUAUUAAUCCAACAAAUUCUUUAUCAAAAACUGAUUUAUUACAUAAACCAGGCGGUUUAUAUUUACUCGAUAAUUCACAAUUUAAAACUCCUCCAUCAAAUAUUAAUAAUAAUUAUUCAAAUGGUUGUGGUAUUGGUGUUUCAAAUAGUACAAGUAAAUCAUUAAUAACACCAAUAUCAUCAACAACAGCAACAACACAUAUUGAUAGAUCAUUAGUAUCGAUACCAUCCCAAUUACAUAUCGAUAAUCAAUCAUUAUUACCGCAUAGUGACGCUGCUGUUCCACAAAUAUCAGAGAAUUGUUUUACAUUAAAAAAUAGUUAUACUUUAACAAAUUUAACACCACCUACAACAACCAAUAUUUUACUCCAAAGACAACCAUCAAAUUGUAACCAAAUAAAUAAUUGUAGUUUGUAUUCAAUAGAUCAUCAAUCUAUUGCAAGUCAAGGUAGUGCAACAAAUUUAAAUAAAAAUUUAUUAUUAAAAUAUGGUAUUGGUACAAUAAAAUCACAAACAUCAACCAUAUUACCAAAUUCUAUGAAUAGUGUUAAUAAUGGUAUGCAUAAUUAUAAUGGUCCAAAGAGAUUUCUAAAUAAUAAUGGUAAUGAAUUUGAAUCAAAUUCUGAUACCGGAUUAAGUUCAUUAAGUGAUGAUGUUAUACAUUUAGGAACUUUAGUUUAA